CUGAAAGUUAGAUGUGCUUAUGGUUGUUUAUUUGCCAUCUCUAACAUUAUUUUGUGACUCCCUUUGGACCAAGAAAAUGUGUGGAGCUGUUGUGCUUUUCGUCUUCAUGUGCUUAACUGCCACCACCCAUGCAGAUCACCAUCAACCUUGUCAUUCACCCAAUAUGACAGGAUUAAUGAAUGUGAUGUCCCUAAAGGGUGACAAAAUAGCACAAGGUACAUUCGCCUAUGAUUCAAUGGGCAAGAAACUACGGUUCAGAUCGAACGAGAGCUACCCAACGAACACUUCACUAGGUUUGGAUCUGCUGAUGCUCUUUGAAGAGGGGAUUUUCUAUGAGAUUGACAGCAAAAACCAGAGCUGUGAGAAAAAAAAACUGCAAAUGCUCCUGCACCCACUAGAUAUUCCUGAUGACAGCAGGUUUUACACCACGAUGACCGCUGGGAGUGCAUCCAUUGAAGGGGAGGGGUUAAAAAUCAACAUAUGGACAGGUUCAAUCCCACACAUGAAAGGCCACUACUCCAUGUCUGUUACCAUGGGAUGUUUGCCUGUGAGCACUUUUUACUUCACUGAGACCACAACAUUGCUUUUCAGCAACAUGGAAGUUGAACUUGAGAUCAAGGACCCACAUCUUCUUGUGGUUCCCCCCUUUUGCCAUGGGGAACCUGUGGAAGACACACCUGAGGGGACAGUAAACAGUUUUCUCAAUGAGUUCAUGUAGAUCAAACCUUUCCAGCAGAAAAAAUCAAACCCUUUUCCAAGCACAGUUUGCUUGAACUAUUGACUUUUCUCUCUUUUCACCUGACUUCAGUUUUUCUUUUGAAGCUGCAUCACAUCUGUUUCCACCACAUCUUCGACACCCUCAUGAAGAAAUCGCUCUAAAUACAUACUGUAUACAUGCAUUUUUGACAAAAAAGAAAAAGAGGUGACAUGGAUUAUAGAAUUAGACACAAUUACUACUAUAGUUGAUGGUGCAGCUUACAAAACUUGUAAGAUGGAGCAAUAAAAUGUCAAAGCUG
Melanotaenia boesemani (Boeseman's rainbowfish) is the source of this 1016-nucleotide messenger RNA. RefSeq names its product ependymin (gene epd). The record is from RefSeq and is a predicted model, not a curated record. Gene Ontology annotation, cellular component: lysosome; extracellular region. The transcript is spliced from 6 exons. Gene Ontology annotation, molecular function: calcium ion binding. The coding region runs from base 20 to 718 and encodes 232 amino acids. Gene Ontology annotation, biological process: cell-matrix adhesion. Lineage: Eukaryota; Metazoa; Chordata; Actinopteri; Atheriniformes; Melanotaeniidae.